This is a messenger RNA of Sorghum bicolor (sorghum), 2592 nucleotides long. Its product is annotated as RING finger protein 10. Lineage: Eukaryota; Viridiplantae; Streptophyta; Magnoliopsida; Poales; Poaceae. The record is from RefSeq and is a predicted model, not a curated record. The coding region runs from base 101 to 2329 and encodes 742 amino acids. The transcript is spliced from 9 exons. Gene Ontology annotation, biological process: positive regulation of transcription by RNA polymerase II. Gene Ontology annotation, molecular function: metal ion binding; transcription cis-regulatory region binding.
UCCCACGCCACCCUGUCCCUUUCCCCGCGCCACCGCCCUCUCCGUCGCCGCCGACCGACCGAGCGCCGCUCACCCACCCCACGAGCUCCCGCGCGGGUUCAUGUCCAUCUCCCCACGCGAACGCACCGGAGGACACUAUUACCCGCGCCCGCACAACCCUAGCCCUAGUACCCAACAUGGCAGCGACAGACGCCGCCACGGCCGCCGCUCCCCUCCGGCAUCCGUCUCGCCACCUGGCGCCGCUGCGGCGGCCGGCGACGGUGGGGUCGGCUCGAGCUCCCACCCAGUGGUUCCAGCUAUUAGAGAAUCUAUUAAUGCUCCCGAAAAGGUAGUUGGAUUUAUAAUAUCUGGGGAAGAGACAAUUACUCAAGAGGUUGGCAGUAUUGAAGAAUGCCACUCUUCAGAACAGGGGAAUUUGGGUUUCCCUGUAGAUAAUUUUGGUUCAGUUGGGCCAUAUCCUGAGAGACCUAAAAUGGCGGGAUCCCUUGAGGCUGACCAUUUGGCUUCAGGUUCUACUGGACAUCAGGGUAAUGGGACUCAGAUAGCUGCCAGGAAGAAUCAGUCCGUGAAUGCCAAUCACCUCCUGAAUUUCCAGUAUGAUCCUAUUUCUCGGCCACAGCCCAGAGGCCCUAGAACAUAUCCUCCCAGAAGACAAAGGAAGAUCAAACCUUACAACAAGGAUCUGUUCCUCCAAGCAAACUAUAAGUUUGUUGUGUUGGAUACUGGGAAUUACCAGAUUGAAUCAAUGGAUCCUGAUAAGAUGCUUCAGUGGGAAGAUAUUAUCUGUGUAAGGUACUAUAGCCCUUCUGAGGUACAAUGCCCUAUUUGUUUGGAAAGCCCAUUGUGCCCACAGAUCACAUCAUGUGGACACAUAUAUUGCUUUCCAUGCAUUUUGCAUUAUCUAACGAUGGGCAAAGAGGAUUAUAGAGGUGAAUGCUGGAAGAAGUGUCCUCUGUGUUUCAUGAUGGUAUCAACAAAGGAUUUGUAUACAAUACAAAUUACUCAAGUCCAGAAUUUCUGUGCUGGUGACGUUGCCACAUUUACACUUCUGAGUCGUUCAAGAAAUUCACUCACUCCUUCCAUUAAAAUCUCCUCCAGUGAAAGUUCUACAGCAGAUGAAGAUCCAUAUAAUGUUUUCUCAAAGUUUAUUGUGACAUCUGACGUGGAGUUGUCUGUUCGAGAGGCAAAAUUGGAUCUUAGUAAUUGGUUGCAUAUGGCAGACUUAGGCCUUGUUGAUGACUUGGAGAAACUUCCAUAUGUUUCUGCUGCUUUGGAGCAACUGGAAGAAAGGAUGAAACAUUGGAUUGAGUACAGAAACUAUGGUGGUAGCCCUCCAUCAAAAGAUAGCUUCUCUCCUGGAUCUAGUUUCAAGUCUAGGAAUUCUUUUGAUGUGAAUACUUCUCACCAGAUCAGCGGCCGCAAGAUCUCUGUUUCAGAUAGAGAUAUGGUCAGUGGUAUUUCAGAACUCUCCAUGUCUCCUGAGUUGAGCACAAACUCUGGUAAAGGAACAAUGUCUAAAGUAAAUGAGAAAUGUACCACCACCAUUGAUUCAAAUGAACAUGAUCCAUACAUAUUUUACCAGGUGUCAGAUGGCCAACACCUAAUUCUUCAUCCACUAAACAUGAGAUGUCUUCUAAACCAUUUUGGAGGUUCUGAUAUGCUUCCACCUAGGAUAACUGCAAAAAUAUUGGAGCUGGAAACUGUAACACAGUCUGAGGCUAUAAGGAAGCGCUAUCGGUUUUUGAGUCAUUUCUCAUUAACAACUACAUUCCAGUUCUGUGAAAUUGACCUGAGUGAUAUAGUAUCUCCUAGCUCAUUGGCUCCAUUCUUGGAUGAAAUCAAGAAGCGUGAGAAACAAAGAAGACGAACCGCCAAGAAGGAAGAAAGUGAGAGAGCAAAGGCAGAAGUUGCUGCUGCUGUGCAGGCAUCAGCUAUGCGGUUUGAGUAUGCAAAUUCCUCUCAAAGUCACAACGAUGUCAUGUUCUCUCUGGAUGACUUCGAAGCUCUGGGAAACAAUGCUGGGCCAUCCACCAGUCCACGAGUCAGUGAAAGGAAGCUUUUCUCUGACGUAACACGCCUGGGUUUUGCAUCUGCUCAAGACUCACCUCCCCUAAGACUCGGAACUGGGGAUGCCAAUGGCCAAAGUGAAAACUCGAGAGACCAAGGGCCGUUAGCGACACCUGCAUUAUCAUUUGCCAGCAUCAUAUCUUCCAGUAGAGCCGUGGCUGCAGCUGACAACUCGGAGAUGCAGAAAGCAAAUGGCACUGGGAAGAAGGGCAAGAAAGCAACUAGAGUGCUCUUGUCGACUGGUGGCGCCCGUCGAUACUGAAGGACUAGAUACAUUGGAAACUUACAGUUUGGUUGUUUCCAUAUAGUACCGUAGCUCAAAAAUGUGUAAAGUGCAUAACCUGGAUUAUGCUUGUAAGUUGUAACACUAAGCGGCAGUUGUUGUGUGCCUUCUGCCUGCCCCUCUUCUGUAGGUGUGCUUGCGUUGUACCCGCAUGCUGUCCCAUGCUUACCUGUCUGGAAACGAGCGCAGAGAGCCAUAUACCGUAAUUAAUUAAUAAUGAUGGCGCAACACUUCUUUUUUCC